Messenger RNA from Mangifera indica (mango), 1107 nucleotides. Its product is annotated as probable 1-acyl-sn-glycerol-3-phosphate acyltransferase 5. Lineage: Eukaryota; Viridiplantae; Streptophyta; Magnoliopsida; Sapindales; Anacardiaceae. Gene Ontology annotation, cellular component: endomembrane system. The transcript has 4 exons. The record is from RefSeq and is a predicted model, not a curated record. Gene Ontology annotation, molecular function: acyltransferase activity. The coding region runs from base 415 to 1107 and encodes 230 amino acids.
AGAAAGCGUAAUUUAAUGGAGAUGGAAGCUCUUUUCGUGACAGAGUCUCCCUUACUGCACUACUCAACAGGGCAGAGUUCCAGAAAGCGCUCUUUUCGUUACACCAAACUACACCAAACUACACCAGUAGAAGGUUAAACAUAUAGUCUCUCAAUACAAUCAAUUCUGGCACAUAACUUCCUUACGGUGUCCUUUAUGAUCGAGGCAUACUUAGCUGAGCAACCCAAUACUUAGUUUCUGGAGACUUGAAGUUUCAGUACUCAAAUACAAGUGCCUACCAUCGGGAGUUUGAUUAUCUCUUGAUUAUUAUCAUUAACAAUAAAACUGUGACUUCUAAACAUACUGUUAGUAUAAAUUUGUCUGAGGCGGUGUAUCUACCUCUGACAGGUUGUUUUCAAUCAAAUUUUGGGCCAUAUGGAACUUCAAAACUCCAGCAAUGGAAUAAGGCAUCGCCCAAUCCCACUAAGGGUGUUUAGGGGCCUGAUAUGUUUACUGGUUCUGUUGGCAACAGCAUUUAUGAUGUUAGUCUAUUGGGGUUUUCUGAGUGCUGUCGUGUUGCGACUUUUUAGCAUACAUUAUAGCAGGAAAGCAACAUCGUUUUUCUUUGGUGCUUGGCUGGCUUUGUGGCCUUUUCUCUUUGAAAAGAUAAAUAUGACUAGGGUUGUUUUUUCUGGAGAGUCUGUUCCAGCAAGGGAACGUGUUUUACUUAAAGCAACUCACAGAACGGAGGUUGACUGGAUGUACUUGUGCGACCUUGCCUUGCGGAAACAAUGCCAGGGAUAUAUUAAGUAUAUCCUUAUGGGCUGUAGUUUAAUGAAAUUACCUGUUUUUGGUUGGGGAUUUCACAUUUUGGAGUUCAUCUCAGUGGAAAGAAGGUGGGAGGUUGAUGAAUCAAACAUUCACAAAAUGCUUUCAAAUUUUAAAGAUCCUGGGGAUCCCCUUUGGGUUGCUCUGUUCCCAGAAGGCCCAAUAGAUUUAAGUGAACUGAAGUGGAUAAGAAGUAAAAAAUAUGCGGCUGAAACUGGCUUGCCUAUCCUGAAAAUGGUGCCGCUUCCAAAACAAAAAGGGUUUUGUGCCUGCUUGGCAGAUUUUGUGGGGUUUGAUUAA